Gracilinanus agilis (Agile Gracile Mouse Opossum) is the source of this 1974-nucleotide messenger RNA. RefSeq names its product polypyrimidine tract binding protein 3 (gene PTBP3). The coding region runs from base 1 to 1803 and encodes 600 amino acids. Gene Ontology annotation, biological process: mRNA processing; regulation of RNA splicing. Lineage: Eukaryota; Metazoa; Chordata; Mammalia; Didelphimorphia; Didelphidae. Gene Ontology annotation, molecular function: mRNA binding. The transcript has 16 exons. The record is from RefSeq and is a predicted model, not a curated record. Gene Ontology annotation, cellular component: nucleus.
AUGCCUGUUGAAUUUUACAACCGAAACUGCGUUUCAUUUGGAGAAAGCUACAUGGAUAUGGUGACGCUUCAGUCCUGGGAACCUCAAAAAUGGGGUAUUUUCUUUGGACAUGAGCGGUUUGGGUGUUGUUACAGAUCUUAUAGCAGUCGGUUUAAAGAUCAAGUUAAUCAAGUUACUUUACAGAAGCGGGGAUCUGAUGAGCUUCUUUCUUCUGCUAUCACCAACGGGCCUUUUACCAUGAGCAGUUCGACUCCAACUACAGCUAAUGGGAAUGACAGCAAGAAAUUUAAAGGAGAUAGAUCUCCCUGCUCUCCUUCUCGUGUUCUCCAUCUUCGUAAAAUUCCAAAUGACGUUACUGAAACAGAGGUCAUAUCAUUAGGUCUACCAUUUGGCAAAGUAACCAAUCUCUUGAUGUUGAAAGGAAAAAGCCAGGCAUUCUUAGAAAUGGCUUCUGAGGAAGCUGCUGUUACUAUGGUGAACUACUACACUCCAGUUACUCCUCACCUCCGAAGUCAGCCUGUUUUUAUUCAGUAUUCUAAUCACAGAGAACUUAAGACUGACAAUCUACCUAAUCAAGCUAGAGCUCAAGCUGCAUUGCAAGCAGUGAAUGCUGUCCAGUCUGGAAGUCUGGCUCUUACUACAGCCCCAGGCAAUGAAGGUGGAGUUCUUCCUGGGCAAAGCCCUGUUCUUCGAAUAAUUGUGGAAAACCUCUUUUACCCUGUCACUCUUGAAGUACUCUACCAGAUUUUUUCCAAGUUUGGAACAGUCUUGAGGAUUAUCACAUUUACAAAGAACAAUCAAUUUCAGGCCUUGCUUCAGUAUGCUGACCCACUGAAUGCACAUUAUGCCAAAAUGGCUCUGGAUGGCCAGAAUAUCUAUAAUGCAUGCUGCACUCUGCGUAUUGACUUCUCCAAGUUAACCAGCCUUAAUGUGAAGUAUAAUAAUGACAAAAGCAGAGAUUUCACUCGCCUUGACCUUCCUUCUGGUGAUGGCCAACCAUCCCUCGAUCCUACUAUGGCUGCUGCUUUUGGUGCACCUGGUAUAAUUUCUUCACCGUAUGCAGGGGCUGCUGGAUUUGCCCCAGCCAUUGGAUUUCCUCAAGCUACAGGUCUUUCAGUUCCAGCUGUUCCUGGAGCUCUUGGUCCUUUAACCAUUACAACCUCUGCUGUCACUGGAAGGAUGGCAAUUCCUGGGGUUCCUGGUGUACCCGGAAAUUCUGUUCUGCUUGUCAGCAACCUCAAUCCUGAUGCUAUCACACCACAUGGACUCUUUAUCCUGUUUGGGGUGUAUGGUGAUGUACAGCGUGUGAAGAUUAUGUUUAAUAAGAAAGAAAAUGCCUUGGUUCAGAUGGCAGAUGCAAAUCAAGCUCAACUAGCCAUGAACCACCUGAGUGGACAGAGACUUUAUGGAAAGGUGCUUCGUGCGACUCUAUCAAAACAUCAGUUAGUCCAGCUUCCUCGUGAGGGCCAAGAAGACCAAGGUUUGACUAAGGAUUUUAGCAAUAGUCCUUUACAUCGUUUUAAGAAGCCUGGAUCUAAGAACUUCCAGAAUAUCUAUCCACCGUCUGCUACCCUACAUCUUUCAAACAUCCCACCUUCAGUUAUGGUUGAUGAUCUGAAGAAUCUAUUUACAGAAGCUGGAUGUACAGUUAAAGCCUUCAAAUUCUUCCAGAAAGAUCGCAAAAUGGCACUCAUUCAGUUGGGAUCUGUGGAGGAAGCAAUUCAGGCACUUAUUGAGCUUCAUAACCAUGAUCUUGGAGAAAACCACCACCUCAGAGUCUCCUUCUCGAAAUCAACAAUUUGAUUUUUCUGUGAACUUUCCUUCUAAGACUGGACCACAAUUUCAGUAAAACCUUCAGACAGAGACUGAAGCAGCUUAAGAAGAAUUCUGCCUCUUUUACAAAAUAAUGAGUUUAAACUCUUGCUGAGUUUGAUGUUUGAGUGUAUUCAUACACAGUAAAGAAUCAAGGGAUUA